CAGUUGCUGGGGUUUUGAGUUCUCUGUGACACCAGCAAGCCAGCCAGCUCAUGGGGAGGACUGGUGAGGGGCAUGUAGGGGAACUGAGCAGAGGAGCCACAGAGCAUCUUGAUGGAUUGUCCACAUUAGUGUACCCUGGGAGCCCAGGACAGAGUGUGGAGGGCAAGGACAGACUCAGUGACAGCUGAAACUGUAGACCUGAGAUGGGAAAUGCAGCUCUCUGCUCGUCUUGCCAUGCUGAGAAGAGCGUCAGAGCACAAGAACACAUGCAGGAAUUGGAUAAAACUCCAGAUUACUAUGGCUGUAACAUUGAGGACACCAAAGAACCAAGGGUACGGUCUGACAGCAAUGCAAGUUUCCUCCGUGCUGCGAGGGCAGGCAACUUGGACAAAGUCGUGGAAUACCUGAAAGGAGGCAUGGACAUCAAUACCUGCAACCAGAAUGGCCUCAACGCCCUCCAUCUGGCUGCCAAGGAAGGCCACGUGGGGCUGGUUCAGGAGCUGCUGGGAAGAGGGUCCUCUGUGGAUUCUGCCACUAAGAAAGGAAACACUGCUCUUCACAUAGCAUCUUUGGCUGGACAGGCGGAAGUCGUCAAGAUUCUUGUUAAGGAAGGAGCCAACAUCAACGCCCAGUCCCAGAAUGGCUUCACUCCUUUAUACAUGGCUGCCCAGGAGAAUCACAUUGACGUUGUAAAGUAUUUGCUGGAAAAUGGAGCUAAUCAGAGCACUGCUACAGAGGAUGGCUUUACUCCUCUAGCUGUGGCACUCCAGCAAGGACACAACCAAGCGGUGGCCAUCCUCUUAGAGAAUGACACCAAAGGGAAAGUAAGGCUGCCAGCUCUGCAUAUUGCAGCCAGGAAAGAUGACACCAAAUCUGCAGCACUGCUGCUUCAGAAUGACCACAAUGCUGAUGUACAGUCCAAGAGUGGUUUCACCCCUUUGCACAUAGCUGCACACUAUGGAAAUGUCAACGUGGCAACUCUUCUUCUAAACCGGGGAGCAGCUGUAGACUUCACAGCCAGGAAUGGAAUCACUCCUCUGCAUGUGGCUUCCAAAAGGGGAAACACAAACAUGGUGAAGCUCUUACUGGAUCGUGGUGGUCAGAUCGAUGCCAAAACUAGGGAUGGGCUGACACCACUUCACUGUGCUGCUCGAAGUGGGCACGACCAGGUGGUAGAACUUCUGCUGGAACGCGGUGCUCCCUUGCUGGCAAGGACCAAGAAUGGGCUGUCUCCACUUCACAUGGCUGCACAGGGGGACCAUGUGGAAUGUGUGAAGCACCUGCUACAGCACAAGGCGCCUGUGGAUGAUGUCACCCUAGAUUACCUGACAGCCCUCCACGUUGCUGCACACUGCGGCCACUAUCGUGUAACCAAGCUCCUUCUGGACAAGAGAGCCAACCCGAACGCCAGAGCCCUGAAUGGUUUUACUCCACUGCACAUUGCCUGCAAGAAAAACCGCAUCAAAGUCAUGGAACUGCUGGUGAAAUAUGGGGCUUCAAUCCAAGCUAUCACAGAGUCUGGCCUCACACCAAUACAUGUGGCUGCCUUCAUGGGCCACUUGAACAUUGUCCUCCUUCUGCUGCAGAACGGAGCCUCGUCAGAUGUCACUAACAUUCGUGGGGAGACCGCAUUGCACAUGGCAGCCCGGGCAGGGCAGGUGGAAGUGGUUCGAUGCCUCCUGCGAAAUGGUGCCCUUGUGGAUGCUAGAGCCAGGGAGGAGCAGACACCUUUGCAUAUUGCCUCCCGCUUGGGUAAGACAGAAAUUGUCCAGCUGCUUCUACAACAUAUGGCUCAUCCAGAUGCAGCCACUACGAAUGGGUACACUCCUUUGCACAUCUCUGCCCGAGAAGGCCAGGUAGACGUGGCGUCAGUCCUCUUGGAAGCAGGAGCAGCUCACUCCUUAGCUACCAAGAAAGGUUUUACUCCCCUGCAUGUAGCAGCCAAGUAUGGAAGCCUGGAUGUGGCAAAACUUCUCUUGCAACGUCGUGCUGCUGCGGACUCAGCAGGGAAGAAUGGCCUGACCCCGCUCCAUGUCGCUGCUCAUUAUGACAACCAGAAGGUGGCGCUGCUGCUACUGGAGAAGGGCGCCUCCCCGCUUGCCACUGCCAAGAAUGGUUAUACUCCUUUACAUAUUGCUGCUAAGAAGAAUCAGAUGCAGAUUGCAUCCACACUCCUGAACUAUGGAGCUGAGACUAACAUUGUGACAAAGCAAGGAGUAACCCCACUCCACCUGGCCUCACAGGAGGGGCACACGGAUAUGGUCACCUUGCUUCUGGAUAAGGGAGCCAAUAUUCACAUGUCAACCAAGAGUGGACUCACAUCCUUACAUCUUGCAGCACAAGAAGAUAAAGUAAAUGUUGCUGAUAUUCUCACCAAGCAUGGGGCUGACCAGGAUGCUCAUACGAAGCUUGGUUACACUCCUUUAAUUGUGGCCUGUCACUAUGGAAAUGUGAAAAUGGUCAACUUCCUUCUGAAGCAGGGGGCAAAUGUCAAUGCAAAAACCAAGAAUGGCUACACGCCUUUGCACCAGGCUGCCCAGCAGGGUCACACGCACAUCAUCAACGUCCUGCUCCAGCACGGGGCCAAGCCCAACGCCACCACUGCUAAUGGUAACACUGCCUUGGCGAUUGCUAAGCGUCUGGGCUACAUCUCUGUGGUCGAUACCCUGAAGGUUGUGACUGAAGAGGUCACCACCACUACUACGACUAUCACAGAAAAACACAAGCUUAAUGUUCCUGAGACGAUGACUGAGGUUCUUGAUGUUUCUGAUGAAGAGGCUUUCAAACAGUUUGGUGACCACUUUAUUGACGGGGGAGCACUUAGUGAUUCAGGUGAUGACACGAUGACAGGUGAUGGAGGAGAAUACCUUAGGCCUGAGGACCUCAAAGAAUUGGGGGAUGACUCACUGCCCAGCAGUCAGUUCCUGGACGGCAUGAAUUACCUGCGAUACAGCUUGGAGGGAGGACGAUCUGACAGCCUUCGAUCCUUCAGUUCCGACAGGUCUCACACUCUGAGUCAUGCGUCCUACCUGAGGGAUAGUGCCAUGAUUGACGACACAGUUGUGAUCCCCAGUCACCAGGUGUCAACUCUAGCCAAGGAGGCAGAAAGGAAUUCUUAUCGUCUGAGCUGGGGCACUGAGAACUUAGACAACGUGGCUCUUUCUUCCAGCCCUAUUCAUUCAGGUUUCUUGGUUAGUUUUAUGGUGGAUGCCCGAGGUGGUGCCAUGCGAGGAUGCAGACACAAUGGGCUCCGAAUUAUUAUUCCACCUCGGAAAUGUACAGCCCCAACACGAGUCACCUGCCGACUGGUCAAACGCCACAGACUAGCGACCAUGCCGCCCAUGGUGGAAGGAGAAGGCCUGGCCAGUCGCCUGAUCGAAGUCGGACCUUCUGGUGCUCAGUUCCUUGGGCCUGUGAUUGUGGAGAUCCCCCACUUUGCGGCCCUUCGAGGAAAGGAGAGGGAACUGGUGGUCCUGCGCAGCGAGAAUGGUGACAGCUGGAAAGAGCAUUUCUGUGACUACACUGAAGAUGAGUUGAAUGAGAUCCUCAACGGCAUGGAUGAAGUGCUGGAUAGCCCAGAGGAUCUGGAAAAGAAACGAAUCUGCCGCAUCAUCACCCGUGACUUCCCACAGUACUUUGCAGUGGUGUCCCGCAUCAAACAGGACAGCAACCUGAUUGGCCCAGAGGGAGGCGUGCUGAGCAGCACAGUGGUGCCCCAGGUGCAGGCUGUCUUUCCAGAGGGCGCCCUAACCAAGCGCAUCCGUGUAGGCCUACAGGCUCAGCCUAUGCACAGUGAGCUGGUUAAGAAGAUCUUAGGCAACAAAGCUACCUUCAGCCCUAUAGUCACUUUGGAACCUAGAAGAAGAAAAUUCCACAAACCAAUCACCAUGACCAUUCCAGUCCCCAAAGCUUCAAGCGAUGUCAUGUUGAAUGGUUUUGGGGGAGAUGCCCCAACUUUAAGAUUACUAUGCAGCAUAACAGGUGGAACCACCCCUGCACAGUGGGAAGACAUCACAGGAACCACACCACUAACUUUUGUCAAUGAAUGCGUUUCCUUUACGACCAAUGUGUCUGCCAGGUUCUGGCUGAUAGAUUGUCGACAGAUCCAAGAAUCCGUUACCUUUGCAUCACAGGUGUAUAGAGAAAUUAUUUGUGUACCCUAUAUGGCCAAAUUUGUAGUAUUUGCCAAAUCACAUGACCCCAUUGAAGCCAGGUUGAGAUGCUUCUGUAUGACUGAUGAUAAAGUGGACAAAACCCUUGAACAACAAGAAAACUUUUCUGAGGUGGCCAGGAGCAGGGAUGUAGAGGUGUUAGAAGGAAAACCCAUCUAUGUUGACUGUUUUGGCAACUUGGUGCCAUUAACCAAGAGUGGCCAGCAUCAUAUAUUCAGCUUUUUUGCCUUCAAAGAAAACAGACUUCCUCUCUUUGUCAAGGUACGUGAUACAACUCAGGAACCUUGCGGACGACUAUCAUUUAUGAAAGAGCCAAAAUCCACGAGAGGCCUGGUGCAUCAAGCUAUAUGCAACUUAAACAUCACCCUGCCGAUUUACACAAAGGAAUCAGAGUCAGAUCAAGAGCAGGAGGAAGAGAUCGAUAUGACAUCAGAAAAAAAUGAUGAGACAGAAUCUACAGAAACAUCUGUCCUGAAAAGUCACCUGGUUAAUGAAGUUCCUGUCCUGGCAAGUCCAGACUUGCUCUCUGAAGUUUCUGAGAUGAAACAAGACUUGAUCAAAAUGACCGCCAUCUUGACCACAGAUGUGUCUGAUAAGGCAGGUUCUAUUAAAGUGAAGGAGCUGGUGAAGGCUGCUGAGGAGGAGCCAGGCGAGCCCUUUGAAAUCGUUGAAAGAGUUAAAGAGGACUUAGAGAAGGUGAAUGAAAUCCUGAGAAGUGGCACCUGCUCCAGAGAUGAAGGCAGGGCACACAGCUGUCAGUCUGAGAGAGAACUAGUGGAAGAAGAAUGGGUUAUUGUCAGUGAGGAGGAAAUAGAAGAGGCUAAGCAAAAAGCACCCUUAGAAAUCCCGGAUUACCCAUGCAUAGAAGUUAGACUAGAUAAAGGGACAAAAGUCAAGGCAGAGAAAGACGCCACUGGGCUACUGAACUAUCUUACCGAGGACCUAAACUCAUAUGUGCCUCCUCCUGAACAGAAGCCACAGGUAGUUCUAGAUACGGCAGGGAAGACAAGUGAGGCUUCAGCUCUUAGCAAAAGCUCAGAAAAGGAAGGGAAGGGUACAUCCCCAGGGGACAAACAGACUCCCCAGAAACAGCCCAAACCAAGCCUGGGAAUAAAGAAGCCAGUGAGAAGGAAAUUAAAAGAAAAGCAGAAACAAAAAGAGGAAAGUCCACCAGCGAGCGAAGAAAAAGCUGAACUUAAAAAAGGGAGUUCAGAAGAGUCGUUAGAGGAAGACCCAGGUCUAGUUCCUGAACCUCUUCCCACUGUCAAGGCCACCUCUCCUCUGAUAGAAGAAACUCCUAUUGGUUCCAUAAAGGAUAAAGUGAAGGCUCUUCAGAAGCGAGUAGAAGAUGAACAGAAGGGGCGAAGCAAGUUGCCUGUAAGGGUCAAAGGCAAAGAGGAUGUGCCGAAAAAGGCCACUCACAGGACGCAGCCAGCCACAUCACCCUCUUUGAAGUCAGAGAGGCAUGUGCCAGUGUCACCUUCCUCUAAAACAGAAAGACACUCUUCUCUGUCCUCAUCUGCAAAACCUGAAAGGCACACUCCACUUUCACCAUCGAAUAAACCUGAGAAACACUCACCUGUGUCACCCUCUGCAAAAACCGAAAGACAUUCCCCUGUGUUGUCAAGUAAACCUGAGAAACACUCACCUGUGUCACCUUCGACAAAAACUGAAAGACACUCCCCUGUGUCAUCUACAAAAACAGAACGACACCCACCUGUUUCACCUUCAGGCAAAGCAGACAAACGCCCACCUGUACCCCCUUCCAGUAAAACAGAGAAGCAUCCUGCAGUGUCACCUGGGAGAACAGAAAAACGCUUGCCUGUUUCACCUUCUGGAAGGACAGAAAAGCACCCACCUGUGUCAACCACUGGGAAAACUGAGAAGCAUCUGUCAGUGUCACCCUCUGGGAAAACAGAAAAGCAACCACCUGUAUCCCCCACCUCAAAAACAGAAAGAAUUGAGGAAACCAUGUCUGUUCGGGAGUUGAUGAAGGCCUUCCAGUCAGGUCAGGACCCAUCUAAACAUAAAACUGGACUCUUUGAGCACAAAUCAGUAAAACAAAAGCAGUCACAAGAAAAAGGUAAAGCUCGGGUGGAGAAAGAAAAGGGGCAGACAGUAACCCAGAGAGAAACACAGAGAAUAGAGAGUCAGACAAUCAAACGUGGCCAGAGAUUCCUGGUAACAGGGAUUUCUGAAUCCAGAAGAGGGGUCCGUGCUUCCUCCAUAGGGCUUAAGAGAGAAGAGGCAGUUGGAGAAAAGGAAAAAGCUCCCAGCCUCAAAACACCUGAAACUAUUCAGUCAGCCUCUGAAGAAGAAAACCUCAAAGACAGUGAAAUCUUCGAAGAAAAAGUGACUGAUGAACAGGGAGACAUGGACCUCCAGAUCAGCCCGGACAGGAAGACCUCCACUGACUUUUCUGAAGUCAUUAAACAAGAGUUAGAAAACAAUGACAAAUACCAACAAUUCUGCUUGAGUGAAGAGACUGAAAAGGCACAGCUUCACUUAGAUCAAGUUCUCACGAGUCCCUUCAACACAGCAUUUCCACUAGAUUACAUGAAAGAUGACUUCCUCCCAGCUCUGUCUCGCCAGAGUGGUGCUUUGAACGGCAGUUCUGAAAGCCUAAAGCAGGAAGGGAUAGCAGGCUCUCCCUGCGGUAGCCUGAUGGAGGGGACCCCUCAGGUUAGUUCAGAAGAGAGCUAUAAGCAUGAGGGCCUAGCAGAAACCCCUGAAACAAGCCCAGAAAGCCUUUCUUUCUCACCAAAGAAAAGUAAGGAGCAAAUUGAGGAGGCAAAGGAAACCACCAAGGUGGAAACACCCACUGAAAUUCAUUCAGAGAAAGAGCAUCCUGCAGCCAGAGACAUUACUGAUGGUUCUGAAGAGCCAGGUGCUGUGGCCACUGAGGGCUCAGAGCCUGCUGCUGGGUGUUUUCAGAGGGAGACUGCCCCAGACGCUUCCCAAAAUGUAUGUCCCAAACAAGAAGGUGAUUCUCCUGGCAGUUCCAGUGGCUCCUUAGCACAAGAAACCCCCCGGGCAUUGACUCAGGAAGCGUCCUGUAGCGAAGGUCAGCUCACACUUGGUAGUUCAGAUCCCAGGGCACAAGCUGCUAGGGAGGCUCAGGAAUCCACAGCCACCUCAGAUGAGACAAAGGCCUCACCCCUGUCUGAUGCUUCUAUAAAGAUGGACACAGGAACCGAACCAAAGCCCCAGGGAGCCAUUAGAAGUCCCCAAGGGUUAGAACUUGCACUCCCUAGCCGUGACAGUGAGGUGCUCAGCCCAAUGGCCGAUGAGUCAUUAGCAGUGAGCCACAAAGAUUCUCUGGAAGCCAGCCCUGUGUUAGAAGAUAAUUCCUCACACAAAACUCCUGAUUCUCUGGAACCAAGUCCUCUGAAAGAAUCCCCUUGCCGGGACUCUCUUGAAAGCAGCCCUGUUGAACCAAAGAUGAAGGCAGGAAUUCUCCCAAGUCAUUUUCCCCUUCCUACAGCUGUUGCCAAAACAGAACUCGUUACAGAAGUGGCUUCCAUGCGGUCCCGGCUACUGCGAGACCCUGAUGGCAGUGCUGAAGAUGAUAGUCUUGAGCAGACAUCGCUCAUGGAGAGCUCAGGGAAAAGUCCCCUUUCUCCAGAUACCCCCAGCUCUGAAGAAGUUAGCUACGAGGUCACGCCCAAAGCUACAGAUGCAAGUGGACCAAAACCAGCUGUGAUUCAUGAGUGUGCAGAGGAGGAUGACUCAGAAAAUGGGGAGAAAAAGAGGUUCACACCCGAAGAGGAAAUGUUCAAAAUGGUAACCAAAAUUAAAAUGUUCGAUGAACUUGAACAAGAAGCAAAGCAGAAAAGGGACUACAAAAAAGAACCCAAGCAGGAGGAAUCUUCUUCGGCCUCUGAUCCAGAUGCUGACUGUAUGGCAGAUGGUUCAGCAGAUGUGGAUGAACCAAUACAAAUGAAGAACAUUGAGGGUGAAAGUGAUGCCCUUGGGUUGGUGACUUCAGAGAGCAGAAAGGCUUCUUCCUCCUCAGAAAGUGAGCCUGAGCUGACUCAGCUGAAGAAAGGUGCUGACUCAGGCCUUUUAUCAGAACCAGUUAUUCGCGUGCAACCUCCUUCCCCACUUCCAUCCAGCAUAGACUCCAAUUCCAGCCCUGAAGAAGUACGGUUCCAGCCUAUCGUUUCCAAACAAUAUACUUUCAAGAUGAAUGAAGAUAUUCAGGAAGAGCUAAGUAACUCAGAAGAAGAGAAAGAGUGUGAAGUCCGUUUGACUGAAGACAGUCAGACUAUUUCCACUGAUGGAGAAGAUAGGUCUUGUGAUGAUCUAAACAGAGACACUAAUCCACCAGAAAUCUGUAAUGGCCAUGGCUGUGAGCCUGGGUACCCUAGCUACUCAGCCACUCCUGUUGCCUUAGGUCUCCAGAGUUUGACUGGUGAUGAUGCUGAUGAGCAACUAUCUAUCUGUAAAGAAUCACUGGCUCCCCAAAGCACACAUGAAAAUGACACAGAAGGAGUAGAGCUGGAUGUUUCUAGACUGGAAUCCCCACUAGUAGAUUGCCCCAGUGAGAUCUCUUCUUCUUUGUCCUCCUUGCCUCAGUGUUCAGUAUCUGAAGGAAAGGAAUUAGAUGAAAAAAUGUCUUCCACAUCUUCCACUACAAAUGUGGAGGUCACAAAAACCAACCAAACCUUGGAGAACAUACCAAAGGACUGUGCCAUGCAAGACUCAUCUAUUACAACUCCAACAGAUGGGCUUUCCAUGGACCCUCCAAUGUGUGACCCAGCUGAGACUGAUGAAAUCUAUGAUCCUCAGAUCCCAAGCCCUUAUGAAAAUGUUCCUUCCCAAUCUUUUUUCUCUAGUGAAGAAAGCAAAACCCAAGCAGAUAUGAGUCACACCACAAGUUUUCACUCUUCUGAAGUGUAUUCUGCUCCCAUCACAUCCUCUGUUGAGGAUAUAGUAGUGACAAGCUCCUCUAGUAGAACUGUUUCAGGCAAAGAAUCAAAUUUUGAGAGCCAGAACCUAGAAAUAGAAUCUAAACAAGAAAAUACCUUGUGGGAAAUGGAAUCAACUACAACAACCUCAUCUUUAGAGUCUACUGUACCUAAUACACCAUCAGUUGUUGGUGAACAAAUAAGUAAAGUCAUAAUCACAAAAACUGAUGUGGAUUCUGAUUCCUGGAGUGAAAUUCGUGAAGAUGAUGAAGCAUUUGAGGCACGGGUUAAAGAGGAAGAACAAAAGAUAUUUGGCUUAAUGGUAGACAGACAAUCACAGGGCCCUACCCCUGACACUACUCCUGCCAGGACCCCAACUGAAGAGGGGACCCCAACAAGUGAGCAAAAUCCAUUUCUUUUUCAGGAAGGAAAAUUGUUUGAGAUGACCCGAAGUGGUGCCAUUGAUAUGACCAAAAGGUCCUAUGCAGAUGAAAGUUUUCACUUUUUCCAAAUUGGUCAAGAAUCCAGGGAAGAGACUCUUUCCGCAGACAUGAAAGAAGCGGCCACAGGGGUUGAGCCCCCACAGCUGGAGACAACAGCUGAGUCACUAGCACUUUCAGAAUCAAAAGAAACACCGGAUGAUGAAGCAGAGCUGCUUCCAGAUGACCUGAGUGAGGAAGCAGAGGAAACACCUGCUUCGGAGGCUCCAACUUCCACUGAAACAUCCUUCAAACAGGCGAGUCCUACAGGGGCUGAGGACUUCCCCUCUGUGCAAGUGAGCGAUGCACUUUCUCUGUCCAGUAUGAAGCAGACACCUUGCCCUGAUGCCCCUGAGCCAGUUGUACAAGUUCAGUUAGACUUUUCCACAGUGACCAGGUCUGUAUAUUCACAGCGGGAUGAUGACUCUCCCGAUUCUUCCCCAGAAGAACAGAAAUCAGUGAUUGAAAUUCCCACUGCACCCAUGGAGAACGUGCCUUCUACUGAAAGCAAAUCCAAAAUUCCUGUAAGGAUUAUACCCACUUCAUCCCCAGCACCUCCAUCUGCAGAAGAUGAGAGCCCAUUUUCUGAGGACCUAUCAUCCAGUCUAAUUGAGGAAAGUGAGGAGGAUGAAGCAAAACCAAAGUCCAAAAUCCCCGUGAAAGCACCCAUCCAAAGAGCCGAGCAGCAGCUCUCACAUCUAGACUCGUCUCUCCAGAAGACCAUGGCUCCUCAGGGACAGGAUACAGCAAGCAGAACAUCAGAUAACAGAAGCAAAUCAGAAUCUGAUGCCAGUACUUUGGACUCAAAGACCAAAUGCCCAGUAAAGGCCAGAAGUUACAUUGAGACAGAAGCCGAGAGCAGGGAGAGGUCAGAGGAGCUUGAGUUAGAGUCAGAAGAUGAGGCCACAAGACCAAAGAUAUUUGCCUCCUGUUUGCCAGUUCAGAGCGGAAGCACCACAUCUUCCUGCAGGGAAGAAAGUAAGGAGCAUUUCUUUGACCUUUACAGAAACUCCAUAGAAUUCUUUGAGGAGAUUAGUGAUGAGGCCUCCAAGUUAGUAGAUAGACUUACACAGUCAGAAAGGGAGCAGGAAUUAGCUUCAGAUGAUGAAAGUAGUAGUGCCCUGGAAGUUUCAGUUAUUGAAAAUCUGCCACCUGUUGAGACCGAGCACUCAGUUCCUGAGGACAUCUUUGACACAAGGCCCAUUUGGGAUGAGUCCAUUGAGACUCUGAUUGAACGCAUCCCUGAUGAAAAUGGCCAGGACCUUGCCGAAGAUGCAGAGGAGGAGCAGGAACGGAUCGAGGAAAGGCUGGCUUAUGUGGCCGAUCACCUUGGCUUCAGCUGGACAGAAUUAGCAAGAGAACUGGACUUCACUGAGGAGCAAAUUCACCAAAUUCGAAUUGAGAACCCCAACUCCCUUCAAGACCAGAGCUACGCACUAUUGAAGUACUGGCUGGAGAGGGACGGGAAACACGCCACAGAUACCAGCCUCAUUGAAUGCCUCACCAAGAUCAACCGAAUGGACAUUGUUCAUCUCAUGGAAACCAACACAGAACCUCUCCAGGAGCGCAUCAGUCAUAGCUAUGCAGAAAUUGAACAGACCAUUACACUGGACCACAGUGAAGGGUUCUCAGUACUGCAAGAGGAGCUCUGCACUGCCCGGCACCAGCAGAAGGAAGAACAAGUUGUUCCUAAAGAUGGGGAGUCCUGUGAUCACCCUCCCAUCGUCUCCGAGGAAGACAUCUCUGUCGGUUAUUCCACUUUUCAGGAUUGCAUCCCCAAAACCGAGGGUGACAGCUCAGCAACACCACUCUCUCCCGAGAUGCACAAAGAGCAAGUCCAACCAGAUUUCUCAGGGAAGAUGCAAGACCUGCCUGAAGAUCAGGAGGAAUACUUUGUGACAACCCCAGGAACAGAAGGGUCAGAGACUCAAAAGGCCACAGUGAUACCUGGCUCUCCCAGCAAGAUACCUGAAGAGAUCAGCACCCCUUCUGAGGAGGAGAGGCUAUACCUCCAGACCCCAACAUCCAGCGAGCGGAGCGGCUCUCCCAUUGUGCAAGAGCCUGAAGAGAUUCCUGAGCCCCAAGAGGAGAGUUCUCCACAGAAAACCAGCCUUGUGAUCGUGGAGUCUGCCAGUGACCAGCCACAGGCCUUUCAAGGACUUGAGGGAGAUGCGGCUUUUGAAAAG
Molecule: messenger RNA, 11747 nt
Organism: Castor canadensis (American beaver)
Lineage: Eukaryota; Metazoa; Chordata; Mammalia; Rodentia; Castoridae
Source: RefSeq, a predicted model, not a curated record